Molecule: messenger RNA, 5427 nt
Organism: Salvelinus fontinalis (brook trout)
Lineage: Eukaryota; Metazoa; Chordata; Actinopteri; Salmoniformes; Salmonidae
Product: equilibrative nucleoside transporter 2-like
Exons: 14
Coding region: 2133-3515 (460 amino acids)
Biological process (GO): adenine transport; nucleoside transmembrane transport; hypoxanthine transport
Cellular component (GO): basolateral plasma membrane; plasma membrane
Molecular function (GO): nucleoside transmembrane transporter activity
Source: RefSeq, a predicted model, not a curated record
CAUAUAUUUUUGUAAAGAGCCAAAAGAGCCGAGCCGAACGACCAUCACCACCUUCUAUUGGCGAUGUCCGAAAAACUAGUAGUGCGCUAUGAUGACAUAUGGGGAAGGGCAUCCGAGCAGUGAGCAAUGUUGUAUUUGGUUGUAUGUGUAACUUCUUAUUUAUACCUCAGUGUGUGUAACGCCGAGUAGGGGAGAUGAUGAAGAUUAGCCUACGUGCUAUGUAAAAUUGUUACAGCAGCACAGCCAUUCGUAACUAUUUGGCUCUCGCGGUUUUUGGAGCGAAAGGCUGCAUUUAUCGUGUUACAUUUGAUCCUACAUGUUAUCGCUUUAGUAUUAGCAACAACUUCGUCUUUUUUUUGUUGCGUUGCAAUAAUGAAAACACAGUGAUCUGACUGCCGCACUUCUCAUCUCUACAAGAUUCCAUCGAACUUCCCGAAGGCCUGUUGUCACAUAUUACUGGCCACCGUGAAACCUUCACCUACUGUACGGAAACCUUGCCUGUCUAUGACCUUAUGUGACUUGGCUUGACUUUACUGAAAUGGCAACUAGCUUGAAAAACUGCUUGAAAAAUUGUUGACAACUCAAAGGACAACUUCACUGAAAUGACUCCUUCAUGCCACAGAAUCAGGUUGUUCUGUUCUGUUUAUUCUCAUAAGAAGCCUCGGGAUAUAGGAUACUGAGGAUACAUCUCAUGUUUCUUUCAGGAAUUCUAACAUUAGUCUAAUAAACCUUUUUUCCGACUUAUUCCUGGACUCUUAUACUCUUCGCCUCUAGUCUGAGUCUAAGUCUCCAAGUUGCUGGUUUAUCAGCAAAAAAAAUUCUCUGAAAUUCUUAAAUUGCCACAGGGGCAGUGCUUGUGUACAUGCUUUUCUUUUGAUCUUUUGACUAUCACCCCCUCUCUCUGGAUGAUGAGGUAGAGCAGGUCUCUCUCUCUCUGGGUGAUGAGGUAGAGCAGGUCUCUCUCUCUCUGGGUGAUGAGGUAGAGCAGGUCUCUCUCUGAGUGAUGAGGUAGAGCAGGUCUCUCUGGAUGAUGAGGUAGAGCAGGUCUCUCUAUGGGUGAUGAGGUAGAGCAGGUCUCUCUCUGGGUGAUGAGGUAGAGCAGGUCUUUCUCUGGGUGAUUAGAUCGAGCAGGUCUCUCUGGGUGAGCAGGUAAAGCAGGUCUCUGGGUGAGUAGGUGGAGCAGGUCUCUCUGGUUGAUGAGGUAAAGCAGGUCUCUCUGGGUGAGGAGGUAGAGCAGGUCUCUGGGUGAUGAGGUAAAGCAGGUCUCUCUGGGUGAGGAGGUAGAGCAGGUCUCUCUGGGUGAGGAGGUAGAGCAGGUCUCUCUGAGUGAGGAGGUAGAGCAGAUCUCUCUCUGGGUGAGGAGGUAGAGCAGGUCUCUCGCUCACUCCUUCAUAAUGUAGCAUUGUCCACGAUUUACCCAGUUUUAUCAGUUCUGCUUGACUGCUUCAAGCUUGUCGUCUAAGCUCUUAGAAAAAAGGGAUCCAAAAUGGGUAUUCAUUCGGCUGUCCACAUAGGAGAACCCUUUUAGGUUCCACAUAGAACCCUCUGUAGAAAGGGUUCUACAUGGAACCCAAAAUGGUUAUACCUGGAACCAAAAAGGUUCUACAAAGGGUUCUCCUUUAAGGUUGUAGAUUUUUUUUUAAAGGUGCUAAGAGAUUAUAGUUAGUAGUUAGAUUAUAAUUACUUUGACCAGACAGAUUCACAGCAAGGCCAAGCUAUAGGCCUACCGCAUGUCUAUCACUAUAUCAUUUAUCAUUGACUUUCAGGCAUUUGUAUGAAUUUCAAAGGAAAUGUAUGAAUAAACUAUCUUAAAAACUACAGUUGGUUCUUUGUGAAAGCAUGUCUCCUGGCAGAAAUGUUUCUCUUGGUGAAAUGACAUGAAACAAAGCAAUGAGUGUAGGGGUUGAAUGCAUAAAUACUUUCCAUGUUCUCACACACUCACAUUCUGAAUUGAAAUAUAACUCACCACUUUUCGCUCUGUUCCUGUUACAUUUGUGUUAGUGGGUCGGAGUGCGGAUCCUAUGCAUUUGUGUGCAUUGACGACCAAGAAUGUAUACAAGGAGUGGGCUCUGAAUUCUUGCUUAAUCUACAGACAAAGGGAGUACAGUUUCAACUGAUCUCCCUAGCACAGGAUGAAGGGUUGGACCGACGCUCCGCGCGAUAGGGGCUGGUUGGUGGGGAUUAUCUUCUUCAUCCUGGGCCUCGGGACGCUACUACCAUGGAACUUCUUCAUGACCGCCUCCAUGUAUUUCAACAGCCGCCUUAACAAGACUGAAUGGAGCAAUGGCACGAUGGUCUCCCACAAAGAGUACUACUUCAACAACUGGAUGACUCUGCUGUCCCAGCUCCCCCUGCUGCUCUGCACUCUGCUCAACUCCUUCUUCUAUCAGCGGAUAUCGGAGAUGGUGAGGAUAGCGGGCAGCCUGGUCUUCAUCUUCAUCCUCUUCAUCCUCACUGCCAUCCUGGUCAAGAUCCCCAUGGAGGAGGACCGCUUCUUCUCUGUUACCAUGGCUACCAUCUGGUUCAUCAACUCGUUUGGAGCGGUGCUACAGGGCAGUCUGUUUGGCCUGGUGGGCCUCCUUCCUCAGAAGUACAGUGCUGUGUUCAUGAGUGGCCAGGGGCUGGCCGGCACCUUCGCUGCUAUUGCCAUGCUGGUCUCCAUAGCCAGUGAUACGGACUCUGAGACGGCUGCGUUGGGUUACUUCAUCACGCCGUGUGUAGGAACCCUGAUCACUUUGCUUAGCUACCUCCUACUGCCUCGCCUGGAGUUUGCCCAGUUUUACUUGGACAAGAGCAGGAGUUAUGAGGUGAAGACCGCAGAUGAGCUGCUGAAAGUGCCAGAGAGUGGCACGGCGGUGAACGGCAAGCUGUAUGGCUCAUUGGCCAAUGGAGGUGCCAGUGGCAAGGAGGUGGAGGAAGAGGGGGCUGGGGUCAGUCCCAAGCAGGCCUUCUUAACCCUGGAGCAGGCUGAGGUCAGGGAUAGGAAGUCCACUGUCAUGGAGGUGUUUAAAAAGAUAUGGGUGAUGGCUUUCUGUGUGGUUUUUGUCUUCACCGUCACUCUCGCUGUGUUCCCUGCCAUCACUGUGGAUGUCAAGACCAUAUAUCCUGGGAAAUGGGAACCUUAUUUCAUCUCUGUGUGCUGCUUCCUCAUUUUCAACGUGUGUGAUUGGAUCGGCAGAACCGUCACCACCCUGGUCCAGUGGCCCCCCAAGGAGAGUCGUCUGUUCCCGGGGCUGGUCGUCUCCAGGGUGGUGUUUGUUCCUCUGCUGAUGUUCUGUAACGUCCAGAGCCGUUCCUACUUCCCCGUCCUCUUCUCCCACGACGCUGCCUUCGCUUUCAUCAUGAUGCUGUUCUCCCUCUCCAACGGCUACUGCGUCUGCCUCUCCAUGUCCUACGCCCCACAGUUGGUGGCUCCUAAAGAUGCAGAGACAGCCGGGGCCCUGAUGACUUUCUUCCUGGCCCUGGGCCUCUCCAUCGGGGCCGCCCUGUCCUUCCUGCUGCGACUACUGGUCUAGACACACACACACACACACCAGAGGACCACCACCAUCAGUCACCGCCAUCCGUUGUCAAGUGACAACAGCCACCUCCAUCCGUAAAGUGACGGGACACGCCAUGACAUCAUCCACUUCCAUCGUCAUACUUAGAAGGACCCAGGCUGGGAAUAGAGCUGCCUGCAUCAAAAUUAUAUUAGUACUGACCACAAUAGAUAUUAUACCAGGGAUUGAAUAUCAUCUCACCAGCUGCCUGACAUGCACAACACGUAUUGAAAUAAUUGAGAUACGAAGGGUAUGACGCUACAUUAAUGCUAGAUAGCUACUAUACAACUGAUUUACAGUGGUUAGUAGUAAAAGUCUCUGGUUGCCUGACAUCGGACAACAAUGAAUGGACACAGUCGGUGCCAAACAGUUUUAAACUUGGGCCGUCAUUUUUGAGUUGGACCAUUUUAAGGAGUUUUUUUUGUAUAAUGUGUGUUUUCUUGUUGUUUUCUUAAGGCACUAACCUUAGUCAAGAACUGUAGCUAGAGGAGUUUAUGGAGAACUAAUGGAUUGUUCCACAAAGUAGAUCAUGUUCUCAUGGAAGUCUUAUUUUCAUAACGACAUCAGAUUAAAUCAGGAUUACUAGCUCUGAUGAGUAAGUACUUAUAUUUUUGAUUUAUUUUGGAUAUCAUGACGAUAUGAAAUAGUACAUUAUUUUUGCACGGAAUAACCAAUGAAAUUAUUUCCCUUAGUUUGCGUUUGGUUACAGAUAGGUUUCUUCAUUAUGUUAUUUGCACAUCAGUACAAAGGCACUACUUUACACAGACAACAUGGACAUUGGUACACUCACUCACUCACACUCAUGUCAGCACACUCAUGUCAUUCUAGCCCAUUGGAGUGGAGAGGACCACUUGGGGUGUGUUCAAUAGAGUGAAAUGUAGUUCAUAGAAAAUACUCUAUUCGCUUCCUGUUUAUGUCAGGAUAGUGGCCCAGUAGGACUGGUUUUAGAAACAGGAUAUGAUGCAGUGUAAUGAUAGGAACAGAAGGCAGGCAGGUUAUGGGAACCAGACCACAUUCCACUCCUCCUCCUUCCCACUGUUCUCCUGAGGGUAGCGUUCAGUCUGACCAUAACAGGGUUUCCCAAAUUCGGUCCUUGGGGCCCCAAGGGGUGCACGUUUUGGUUUUUGUCCCAGCACUACACAGCUGAUUCAAAUAAUCAACUAAUCAUCAAGCUUUUGAUAAUACGAAUCAGCUGUGUAGUGUUAGGGCAAAAACCAAAACGUGCACACGUUGGGGUCCCGAGGUUCGAUUUUGGGAAACACUGCCCUUCUGUGCAGCUAACCUACCUAUUAACCUGUUGCUGUCUAGUCACUUUGUUUGAACAGAGCUUUGACUUUAGGUAUAAUGUACAAAGGUGUGCUGUGACAGAUUUGUCAAAACAAAAGGGAUAUACUCCCUGCUUGUUGUAAACUGGGUGUUGGUCUCUAGCUUUUGGCUUUCCGUCAUAACAAAUGUUUCACUUUUUGUCACCAUGAAAAAGUGGCAGCUAUUCUGUUUCGAUUAUGUAAAUUCAUUGGAUUUAAGUAACAGCACUUGUUUUUGUUUCGCUGUUGGUCAUUUACUAGACUAAACUAUAGUCUUUUGAACACAGAUAAAGAACAAGAAUAGCUUCUAGCUGCCCCUGGUUGACGAGCCAGCUAAGGGUAAGGUGUCUGUAUCUGCCAAUAUUUGAGUUCAUAUUACACAGACAGUGGGAGUAAAACACAUGACAGUAAGACAUUUUUAAAUACAUUACCAUAACACUAAAUCACAAUUCCAUAAUUCUCUGCCAAUUUUCAUUCCAUGAUUGUGUCAUGGCCACGAUGACUUAAUGGAGUCAGAUUAUACAUUAUACAGAUUAUACAUUUAACGGUGUGCCAUUAAACAUUAAUCGACAACCAUUUCUUAA